Molecule: messenger RNA, 3663 nt
Organism: Maudiozyma saulgeensis
Lineage: Eukaryota; Fungi; Ascomycota; Saccharomycetes; Saccharomycetales; Saccharomycetaceae
Source: the annotation of a GenBank genome assembly
AUGGUAUCAAAAUCGUAUGUGAAUAGUCCAUUGGUAAGGGACUCAAAACUAUUGGUCCCCAAAUCUAUAUUAUAUAGACCGUAUACUCUGCCAUUUGUGCCUUUAUACGCUACUUUUUUCCACCUUUAUUUUUCAGAAUAUGAUCGUUACAUUGGUGGCUCUGAGUGGACAUUUGUCUAUUUAGGUACUAUUAUUUCUCUUAAUAUCCUGGUGUUACUUAUUCCUGUGUGGAAUGUUAGAAUGGCUGCUUGGUUUAACUUUAAUGAAGCUCAUCAUAUUAACGCAGCAACUGAUAUUUUGAUUUACACUACUCCAAACAAUGGUGCCGAUGGUAUCGUUGAAAUCCAAAGAGUAUUAGAAGGUGGUGCUUUGCAAGUUUAUUUCCAAUUCCAAAAGAAAAGGUUUUUAUGGAAACCAGAAGAAGAAUACUUUGCUUCGCCAAAAUUCGUUAUUGAUGAAUCUCCAAAGAUUAAAGAUUUUAAGAAAGCUCAAGGUAAUUCUGGUGAUUUGACUCAUUUAGUUAGAUUAUAUGGUAAGAACACCUUCGAUAUUCCAAUUCCAAGUUUUAUGGAAUUAUUUAAGGAACAUGCAGUUGCACCUCUUUUUGUUUUCCAAGUCUUUUGUGUUGCUUUAUGGUUAUUAGAUGAAUUCUGGUAUUAUUCCCUUUUCAAUUUGUUUAUGAUUGUUACCAUGGAAGCUGCUGGUGUUUUCCAACGUUUGACUGCUUUAAAAGAAUUUAGAACAAUGGGUAUUACACCAUAUUCCAUUAACGUCUUAAGAAAUGGUAAGUGGACCACUCUAACUACAGAUGAAUUACUUCCAAUGGAUAUUGUCUCCGUUACAAGAACAGCAGAAGAUAGUGCUUUACCUUGUGAUUUGGUCAUGAUUAAUGGUACAUGUAUUGUUAAUGAAGCAAUGCUUUCUGGUGAAUCUACUCCUUUAUUGAAGGAAUCUAUUAAAUUACGUGACGACAAUGAUGAUCUACAAGUAAAUGGUCUUGAUAAGAACGCUAUCCUACAUGGUGGUACUAAAGUUUUACAAGCUACUCCUCCUGAGACUAAGACUAACAAUAUCCCACUUCCUCCAGAUCAUGGUUGUUUGGCUGUUGUUUCUAAGACUGGGUUUGAAACAUCACAAGGUUCUUUGGUUCGUGUUAUGAUCUACUCCUCUGAACGUGUUUCCGUCGAUAACAAAGAAGCUUUGAUGUUUAUCUUAUUCCUAUUGAUUUUUGCUGUUAUUGCCUCAUGGUAUGUUUGGAUUGAAGGUACUAAGAUGGGUAGAAUCCAAUCUAAGUUAAUCCUUGACUGUAUUUUGAUUAUUACUUCUGUUGUUCCACCAGAAUUGCCAAUGGAAUUGACGAUGGCUGUCAAUAGUUCUUUAGCUGCCUUAUCAAAGUUCUAUGUCUAUUGUACAGAACCAUUUAGAAUCCCACUUGCAGGUAGAAUUGAUGUUUGUUGUUUCGAUAAGACAGGUACAUUGACUGGUGAAGACCUUGUCUUCGAAGGUCUGGCUGGUCUUUCCUCCGAUAAGAAGGACAUCCGUCAUCUAUUCACUGCUGUGGACGCUCCAGAGAAGACAAAUUUGGUUAUUGGUGCAGCCCAUUCCUUGGUUAAAUUGGAUGAUGGUGAAACUGUUGGUGAUCCAAUGGAAAAGGCAACCUUAAGGGCUUUAAAAUGGAAAGUUGAAAAGAAUGAAGUGGUUAGUAAUGUUGAAUUAGGUGAAGUACAUAUUAUGCGUCGUUUCCAAUUUUCUUCAGCUUUGAAGAGAUCGUCUUCUAUUGCUUCUCACAAUGAUGAACUAUAUGCAGCCGUAAAAGGUGCUCCUGAAACAAUCCGUGAAAGAUUAGUUAACGUUCCUGCUAAUUAUGAUGAUAUCUACAAGUCCUUUACUCGUUCUGGUUCCAGAGUUCUUGCUCUAGCUUCUAAGUCUCUAAAGAAAAUGUCUCAAUCUCAAGUUGAUGACCUAAAGAGAGAAAAUAUUGAAUCAGAACUGGAAUUUAACGGUUUUUUAAUUUUCCACUGUCCUUUGAAACCCGAUGCUAUUGAAACUAUUAAAAUGUUGAAUGAAUCUGCUCAUAGAUCUAUCAUGAUCACUGGUGACAACCCUCUAACAGCUGUACACGUUGCCAAAGAGGUUGCUAUUGUUGAAGGUGAAACGUUAAUUUGUGACAAGGUCAAUGAAUCAGAUGCUUCUAGUAAUAAAUUGUUAUUCCGUAAUGUUGAAGAAAGUAUUUCUAUCCCAUUCGAUCCAUCUAAGGACAAGUUUGAUCACGCUGAGUUAUUUGAUAAAUAUGAAAUUGCCGUGACAGGUUAUGCUUUGGAAGCUUUGAAGGAUCACUCUCAACUAAGAGAUUUACUUCGUCAUACCUGGGUAUAUGCUCGUGUAUCUCCAAGUCAGAAGGAAUUUUUGUUAAACACUCUAAAGGAUAUGGGUUAUCAAACGUUAAUGUGCGGUGAUGGGACUAAUGAUGUUGGUGCUUUGAAACAAGCUCAUGUUGGUGUCGCUUUGUUGAAUGGUACUGAAGAAAGUAUGAAACAGGCAGCUGAGAAACGUAGUAUGGACAGUGCAAAGAUGCUUUAUGAAAAACAAUGUAUCUUUAUGCAAAAGUGGGGUCAACCGAUUCCUGUUAUUCCUGAGACUAUUGCUCAUUUGUAUCCACCUGGCUCUAAUAAUCCUCAUUAUUUGACUGCAUUGGAAAAGAGAGGUACGGUGCUUACAGACGAAAUUAGAAAAUUCGCUGCUGAUAUGAACUCUACUCCUGUCAAGGUUAUUCCUGAUGCAAAUGGCGAAACUGCUAGUGCACCAAAGGCUGGUGAUAUUGCCUCUAUGUUAAUGGAUAGUGCUGGUGGUGAAGGUGAAGGUAUGGAUGCUCCAACUCUAAAAUUAGGUGACGCUUCCUGUGCUGCUCCAUUCACAUCUAAACUGGCUAAUGUUUCUGCUGUUACCAGUAUAAUUCGUCAAGGUCGUUGUGCUCUUGUUAAUACUAUCCAAAUGUACAAGAUUUUAGCUCUGAACUGUUUGAUUAGUGCUUAUUCUCUAUCUAUUAUCUACAUGGCUGGUGUUAAGUUUGGUGAUGGUCAAGCUACUGUUUCUGGUUUAUUAUUAUCUGUUUGUUUCCUAAGUAUCUCUCGUGGUAAACCAUUAGAAAAAUUGUCAAAACAAAGACCACAAUCUGGUAUUUUCAACGUUUAUAUUACAGGAUCUAUUUUGAGUCAAUUUGCUGUCCAUAUUGCUACUCUAAUAUAUAUUACAAUGGAAAUUUACAAACUGGAACCACGUGAACCUCAAGUCGAUUUAGAGAAGGAGUUUGCCCCAUCUUUACUAAAUACUGGUAUCUUUAUCAUACAACUAGUUCAACAAGUGUCAACUUUUGCAGUUAACUACCAAGGUGAACCAUUUAGAGAAGAUAUUAGAAACAAUAAAGGUAUGUACUACGGUCUAGUCAGUGUUGCAGGGUUAGCAUUAGCAAGUGCUACAGAGUUCAUGCCAGAAUUGAAUGAAGCUAUGAAAUUUGUACCAAUGAGCGAUGAAUUUAAAUUGAAAUUAACUGGUACUUUAUUAUUAGAUUUCUUUGGCAGUCUGGGUGCUGAAUAUUUCUUCAAAUAUUUCUUUAUGGAUGACACACCAGCUGAUAUUACUGCCAGAAAGGUUAAAAUUGCGUAG